Molecule: messenger RNA, 1300 nt
Organism: Parus major (Great Tit)
Lineage: Eukaryota; Metazoa; Chordata; Aves; Passeriformes; Paridae
Gene: EFHD2
Product: EF-hand domain family member D2
Exons: 4
Coding region: 155-538 (127 amino acids)
Molecular function (GO): calcium ion binding
Source: RefSeq, a predicted model, not a curated record
CGGGAGCACCCGAGGGAAGGAUGCUCUGCCCCGCUGUCCUCGCUGCUGCCGGCCUCGGGGUGUGAAAAUGCGGCUGGAGAGGGUCAAGUGAUGCCAGGAAGGGUUUUGGCCCUUUGGGAGGUACGACGCAGGGAAUGACGGCUUCAUUGACCUGAUGGAGCUGAAGCUGAUGAUGGAGAAACUGGGGGCUCCACAGACGCAUCUGGGACUGAAGAACAUGAUCAAGGAGGUGGAUGAAGACCUGGACAGCAAGCUCAGCUUUCGAGAGUUCCUGCUGAUUUUCCGGAAGGCAGCAGCGGGUGAGCUGCAGGAGGACAGUGGGCUGCACGCCCUGGCCCGGCUCUCCGAGAUCGAUGUCUCCACAGAGGGGGUGAAAGGUGCCAAGAACUUCUUUGAGGCCAAGGCACAAGCCAUCAACGAAGCCAGCAGGUUCGAGGAGGAGAUCAAGGCAGAGCAGGAGGAGAAGAAGAAGCAGGCAGAGGAGCUGAAGCAGAGGAAGGCAGCCUUCAAGGAGCUGCAGUCCACCUUCACGCAGUGACAGGGCCGGGCAGGACUGGUCAGCGGUGCCCAGACUGGCAGCGCUGCCCGUGCCAGCCGUGCCGGGAGCGAUGCCGGAGCCGCGUCCCGGCGCGGGCUCGGCACAGCGCCCACCUCUCCGGCAGAGCCCAGCCCGCCCCAGCUCCCCCUCCCCUCUUGCUGUGGUGUCUGUAGGUGUUGUUUGUGCCCCCCUCGCCUCCCCAGCGUGCCCCCCACCCUGAGCAGCACCCAGGGGAGCUGUAUCCCGAAUGUCCCUCCCUGGGACGCCCGUGCCCGGCCUGUUGUGUGUUGUGAGUGCACUGGGAGGUUUGCAGGAUGGGGGCUUGUGCAGGUGCUGGGUGUUGGUGUUGCUGUGUGUGACACCAGUGACAAAAGCCAUGGCAAGGGCCAGGUGCUGUUAGAGGGGCUCUGUGUGUGUGUGUGUGUGUGUGUGUGUGUGUGUGGUGCUGGGGGGUGGGUGGGUGCCCACCAUGCCCACCCCACUGACUUGGAGCCCUCCAGGAGCUGUGUCUCUCUUUAUUUUGCUCAAAAGACGUACAGAAGGGCAGCUGCUGGCUCGUGGGGCUGUGUUAUGUUUCUUUUCAUGUUGUGUUCAGCCUGGCAGGAUGAGCAUGGUGGCCACAAGUGGCUGCCACUGGUCACUGAGGCUCUCGUGUUUGUGGGUGGCUGUGAAAACCCACAUCUGUGUCCCCCGAGUGGUGGCAUGGGGGGUGUGUUAUGUUUUUUUUUUAAUUUAAUCCCAAAUAAAUAUUAUAUUUCUUAA